UAAAGUUAAAUAAAAAAUCAGAUAAAUUUCAUUUCAAGUCUUCAAAUAGUCCUGUUCUGUUCUCCUUCUCCUUCUAGUACUUGUUAUUCUAAGCUCUGUUGUUAUUAUGAGAAGAACAAAAACAAGACCCAAAAGUUCUACUUUCUCACACAAGCUGGUUCUGUGUUUGGGUUAUUUUUUAUUUUAGUUUUGAUGGAUGAAAUGCAAAGUCAAUCUAAUUGUAUUGAAGAAGAAAAGUCUGUGAUUUUGGUCUGGGUAUCUUAAAAAUUGCAGCUUUGUUGAAUUUACUCAGACCGUCAGAGAUUGUUCGCUGAAGUUUGAUUCAGUGUCUAGUAAUUGGUUCAAGAAGAUUACUCAUAAGAUCUGAGAAAGCCACUUGGUUGUGUAAGUAACUUCAUACUGUUUAUGUUUCAGAUUCUCUUGAUUCUUGGUUUUUCCCCAAUUUUGUUGUUAACUUAAUCUUAGAACUUGAACUGAUUAUGACCCAAAUUUAUUGAUCAAAGAAAAGUAUGAUUUUGAAUAAGCUCGUGAGCUGACCCUUCCAAGUGGAAUUGGAAAUUUGAAAAGUGAUUAGAGUGGUGGAUCUUAAAAUUUGAAAAGUGGGGUUUUGAUUUUAGAAAGAAGCAUUUUUGGCAUAGGGGUGGAUUGUUGAGCUUGGGUUUUAAAGAGAAGAAUUUCUGUAAUUAUGGGGGUAUCUUUUUCCUUCAUUGAUUAGCUUGCUUCAUUGUUAAGGGUUUAAUGAAUGAACUUGUUGACAUAAGUGAUGAAAAAAGCAGUACUCAUUACAAUGUUAAAAAGACUAGUAGUAAUUUGGUUGUUGGUGUUUCAUCAAUUUGUAUCGGUUUCUGCCGCUGACAAUGGAUUUUCUAAUUGUAAUUGCGACGAAGAAGAAGGUUACUGGUGGAGUAUAGAGACCAUUUUACAGUGCCAGAAAGUUAGUGACUUUCUAAUUGCCACGGCUUAUUUUUCGAUACCUAUUGAACUUCUUUACUUCCUUAGUUGCGCCAAUGUUCCAUUCAAAUGGGUUCUGUUUCAGUUCAUUGCAUUUAUAGUUCUCUGUGGAAUGACACAUCUACUCAAUGCGUGGACUUACAGUGUGCAUCCAUUUCAGUUAAUGCUUGCAUUAACUGUGUUUAAAUUUCUCACGGCUCUUGUUUCAUGUGCAACUGCGAUUACUCUGGUAACUCUCAUACCUCUCCUUCUCAAAGUUAAAGUUAGAGAAGUUUUUCUGAAGAAAAAGGCGUGGGAGCUGGAUAGGGAAGUUGGGAUGAUGAAGAAACAAAAAGAAGCAGGUUGGCAUGUUCGGAUGCUGACCCAUGAGAUACGUAAGUCUCUUAAUAGGCAUACUAUAUUAUAUACAACUCUGAUUGAACUGUCGAAGACGUUAGACCUGAAAAACUGCGCUGUUUGGAUGCCUAAUGAAGGCAACACGGAAUUGAAUCUCACACAUGAACUAAAUGUGAAGAAAUCAUCCAAACCUUACAGUCAUUCAAUUCCAAUUUCGGAUCCAGAUGUAAUAGAGAUUGAGGGGAGUGAAGGAGCCAAGAUUCUUAGACCAGAUUCUGCAUUAGGAUUAGCUAGUUGCAGUGGGUCUGAUGAAGUAGGUGCUGUAGCUGCUAUUAGAAUGCAAAUGCUGAGAGUUUCGGAUUUCAAAGGUGGAACACCGGAGUUGAUCCAAGCUUGUUACGCUAUUCUCGUUUUAGUUCUUCCUGGUGAAAGUUCUAGAGUUUGGAGCAUUCAUGAAUUGGAAAUAGUUGAAGUGGUUGCUGAUCAGGUUGCUGUGGCACUAUCCCAUGCUGCAGUGCUCGAAGAAUCUCAGUUGAUGCGGGAGAAACUUGUGGAGCAGAAUCGGGCACUUCUACAAGCUAGAAAGGAUGCUAUGAUGGCAAGUCAAGCGAGAAUCUCAUUUCAGAAGGUGAUGAGUAAAGGAAUGAGAAGGCCGAUGCAUUCGAUUUCAGGCUUGCUUUCGAUGAUCCAACAAGGGAAUGUAGGAGAUGGGCGACGGAUUGUUAUUGAUACAAUGGCAAAAACAAGUAGUGUGCUCUCAACACUGAUAAAUGAUGUAAUGGAAAUUUCUGCAACGGGUAAUGGAAGAUUUGCGUUAGAGCUAAGAAAAUUUCGGCUUCAUUCCAUGGUAAAGGAAGCAGCUUGCUUAGCCAAAUGCUUCUGUGUUUCUCAUGAUUUUGACUUCUCUCUUGAUAUCGAAAAUUCACUGCCUGAUUAUGUGUUGGGUGAUGAAAAGAGGAUUUUUCAGGUUUUGCUACAUAUGAUUGGUAAUCUUUUGAAUGGUUGGGAUUCAGGAGGACACGUAAGUUUCCAGGUUUCCUCAGCAAAUGCAAAUCAUAUUAGGAAUGACCAAAGAUGGACACCCAACUCGUAUGGGGGAUAUUCUAGUGUCAAAUUUGAGAUUUCCAUAAACAGCAGUAAUUCUCAGGACAACUCGAUGAUGCCAGUACCAAUUUCUAACAGGAAACACAACAGUGACGGAAUUGAGAGUAUACUUGGCUUCAGUGUCUGUCAAAAGCUCGUACAGAUGAUGCAAGGGAACAUCAGAGUUGUUCCGAACUCCCGCGGCAUUCCUCAAAUCAUGACCCUGAUACUUAGAUUUCAUCUUCAACCAUCAUUUGGAGGAGCUUCUGUGUUCGAACCAGAAGCAUCAGUGGAUCACCCGCCUUCAAAUUCUCUUUUCAGAGGGCUUCAAGUUAUAUUAGCUGAUGACGAUGCAGUCAACAGACUUGUUACACGUAAACUGCUUGAAAAACUUGGUUGCAAUGUUUCUGCUGUUGCAUCUGGAUUUGAAUGCUUAAAUACUCUUGGUUCGACAGGAAACUUUUUUCAUAUAGUUCUAUUAGAUCUUCACAUGCCAGAAAUGGAUGGGUUUGAAGUUGCAGUGAGAAUACGAAAGUAUCGCAGCGGGAAUAAGCCAUUUAUCAUAGCUUUGACUGCGAGUGCUGACGAAAAUGUAGGCGAGAAAUGCUUGCAAGUGGGAAUGAAUGGUGUAAUUAGGAAACCAGUUCUAUUAAAGGGGUUGGCUGACGAAUUUCGUAGGGUCUUAAAACUUUCAAUCUAAUGUGUUUGUCGAAAUGAAGUCUGUAGAAGUAACAUUGUAUACUAAAUUGAGUAGCUUACCAUGUUUAUUCUUUCAAAGAGUUUUAGAGCUUUUCAAUUGAUCCAUGUACUGUAAUUAUGCCAAUUUUAGAACUUUUUUUAAUUAUUGGAAUAAUAAUAUACUUCUU
Messenger RNA from Papaver somniferum (opium poppy), 3236 nucleotides. RefSeq names its product protein EIN4-like. Gene Ontology annotation, cellular component: endoplasmic reticulum membrane; endoplasmic reticulum. The coding region runs from base 764 to 3070 and encodes 768 amino acids. The record is from RefSeq and is a predicted model, not a curated record. Gene Ontology annotation, biological process: response to ethylene; phosphorelay signal transduction system. Lineage: Eukaryota; Viridiplantae; Streptophyta; Magnoliopsida; Ranunculales; Papaveraceae. The transcript has 2 exons. Gene Ontology annotation, molecular function: phosphorelay sensor kinase activity; ethylene receptor activity; ethylene binding.